Molecule: messenger RNA, 2213 nt
Organism: Manis javanica (Malayan pangolin)
Lineage: Eukaryota; Metazoa; Chordata; Mammalia; Pholidota; Manidae
Gene: UQCC4
Product: ubiquinol-cytochrome c reductase complex assembly factor 4
Source: RefSeq, a predicted model, not a curated record
GCCGUCGUAAGCGGAGGCCUCGAACGGCAAACGGUUUUCCGGUUCGCGCGACGGAAGUGACGCAAAUGUGGCGCGCCGCAGCGCCCAUCGAGGAACCCGGGUCACGAUGAACCGGGUCCUCAGUGUGCCCGCGGCAAGGGCCGUCCGGGUGCUGAGGCCAGGGCGCAGGGCUUCCGGAAGCCUGCCUUCGCCUCCCGGUACCGGGGCUCGCGCCCAGCCCACGGCCCGGGGCGAGGAGGACGACCUCAGUCGUGCCGUUCACUUUUCCUCCAGCAGAGCCAGCCCGUCCUGCUGGAGAGUGGAGCGUUCCCUGGGAAGGGAGCAGCAGAGACCCUGGUGGAGGGUCCUGCCCUGCAGCCUGGCCCUCCUGGUUCUGGUCGUCUGGUGCUUCCUUAGGCGGGAGACCGGCGCGGAUCACUGGCUGAGACAGGUGCUGGAGGAACAGGAGCCGGAGCCCAGCGAUCGUCCUGAGGCGCACGGAACUCCGGCCGCCGCCAGGGCGAGAGCUUAGGGCGGCGCCCGCGGCGCUCAGCGAGGGAACAGGCAUCCGUCCGUAGGCUUCGACGUUGCGUUUGACCGUUUCUGUCCUGCUUACACGCGUCCCCGAACUGACGGACUUGGGUGGCGCGCCUGGCCGCGCUGACCCCCGUGGAAGCAGAGCAGAAUGCCAGCAGAUCGCAGCCGGCUCUUUGCCUGAUAGUCGAUGCCCAGCGAAUCCGUGCAAAAGAUUUCAGAUCCAGAGGAAAGGUGUCGGUUGCAGCGUGUGCUUUUGGAUUUGUGGUCUUUGUACAGCGUUGCCAUGUUUUGGGAGCAGUUCUGGUGAUACCUGUAAUCCAGUGUAAACCAGUUUGCAGCUCAUUCGCUUUCUGACACAGAGUAACUGGCAGAAGAGCUAUUAACCUUGUUAUUUUAUAAUGUACUGUGGUGGGUAUAAAUUGGUGUUAGUUUUACAAACUAACAAAUCGACAAUAAGUCUUAAUUUGGUGAUGUGAAAUUAAGCCAAGUGCCCCCCCACACCGUCCCGUGCCCCCCCCCCCAUUUUUUGUUUUUGCAUCUCAUUAAAAAAGGAAGCCUUUUAAGCCCUCCCAUCAAUUCUUUUGUUUACCUUUUUUUCCACAAUAGGAAUUGAGGAAAUAAGUCUAUAUGAAUUGUGGAAUACAUUGUCAAACAGUACCAGAAAUAAUGAACUUUUCUCAGCUCUGCGAAUCUCUAUUUUUAGCAAAGCAACGAUUUACUAGAAUGAAACUGAGGAGUAUUUCUUUUGACAAAUAUUACAGGGUGAUAUUUUGAGUAAGUAAAUGAUAAUAUGUUUUCCAAGUACUGCCUAAUAGGAAACCUUAAUUCAGAAUUAAAUACAAAAUAAUAAAGGGAAGCUUUUAUUUACUUAAGCUUCUAGUGGAAGGUUUUAUCUUUGUAUGUCUUUGGUGCCAAAGUUAUUUGGAGGUUUCUCCCCUUGAUGUUCGAGGGCCACUGGCUGUAUGGCAAUAGAAUGGCUUCUCACGAGACCUCUGCAGAAGUGCUCUAAAUGUCUGGCAAACCUCGGUAAAUUAUAUUUCUCAGGGAGGUGGGGCGUAUACAAGUAUAUUCACUUUUUAAAGAUGGAGAGACCAGGAUUUGACCUAAACAUAGCUCAGGCUACACUGUCAGUAGGAGCAAGAAACUAAGACCACCUUUCUGGCCUGGCAUGGUUGUGACCUGUUUGGUUGUGUUAUUUUGUUUCAGCAAUAGUCAUUCAAACUGAACCUAUACUUUGCUCUCACUAGCUCGUGCAGGAAAAAAGUCCAAAACUAAUGAGAAGAAUUUUUUUGUUUUAAUUAGAAGUGACUGUGAUACAGAAAAUGCAAGAUGAUGCAUCUGGAAAAGACAGACACUUUAUGAGCAAAAGGAUGAGAAUGAGAGACGCCAGCAGCCCUGCUGCCUCCGAUAGCCACUGUGAUCGCUGUGGUGGGUCUUCCCACAUGUUUUUUGUGUGUAUGUAAAUAGACAGUUUUUCAGGAACACAGUGGAGUUGUGCUUUUGAGGAUACAUCACACCACAUGCAACAGGUCCUGAGUGCCUCCAGGGUGGCCAUCCUCAGGUAGGGAUGGGCUUUGUCAUGAGCAAAAGGGGGACCCAAGGCCAGCUGGUGACUUUGGUCGUACCCUCCUGACACCUGUGCUUUUCAAAGGGGUGGCUGCAGAGCAAGUGAAUAAGUAAACCGUUGUUUUAGCCCU